AGCCCUGCCCUUGAGUUUGCCAGCAGGAGCUGAGCUGCUUUCUUUAUUGAGGUUGAGCCGGGAGCCUCGUGCAGACACGGAAACAUCGUCUACUGCUGGACCUGGCCUAUUGCUUACAGCCAAGAUGCCCAAAACAGUCAAUGUUCGAGUCACCACAGUCGAUGCUGAGCUGGAGUUUUCCUUCCAGCAGAACACCACAGGCAAACAGCUCUUUGACCAGGUUGCCAGGACGAUCGGACUGCGUGAAGUUUGGUACUUUGGGCUGCAGUUUGUAGAUGCCAAAGGAUCCAUAACAUGGUUGAAUUUUGACAAAAAGGUGAUGGUCCAGGAUUUGAAGAGGGAGAGUCCCUUACAGUUCAAACUGAGAGUCAGAUAUUACCCCGAGGAUGUGGCUGAGGAGCUGAUCCAGGACAUCACGCGGAAGCUCUUCUUCUUGCAGGUGAAGGAGGACAUUCUGUCUGAUGCUGUCUACUGCCCGCCAGAGUGUGCUGUGCUGCUGGCCUCAUAUGUUGUCCAGGCCAAGUUUGGGGACUACAACAAGUCAUUGCAUGUCUCUGGUUACCUGACGUCUGAGCAUCUGCUGCCCAAGAGAGUGCUGGAACAGCACAAACUGUCCAAGGACCAGUGGGAAGAAAGAAUCCAGAUUUGGCACGAGGAACACAGAUUAAUGACAAAGGAAGAGGCCAUGAUCGAGUACUUGAAAAUUGCCCAGGACUUAGAGAUGUACGGCAUUAACUAUUUUGAGAUCAAGAACAAGAAAGGCACAGAGCUGUGGUUAGGAGUGGAUGCACAGGGACUCAACAUCUAUGGAAAAGACGAUAAGCUGUCUCCUAAGAUUGGAUUUCCCUGGAGUGAAAUUAAAAACAUUUCUUUCAACGAUAAAAGAUUUGUCAUCAAGCCACUUGACAAGGGUUCUAAAGAUGUCAUAUUCUAUGCCCCACGGCUACGAGUCAACAAGCAGAUCUUGACUCUGUGCAUGGGCAACCAUGACCUCUAUAUACGCCGGCGCAAACCCGACAGCAUUGAGGUUCAGCAGAUGAAGGCUCAGACCAAAGAGGAGAGGAUGCUUAAAAAGAUGGAGAGGGAUCAGCUGCAGAGUGAGAUGAAGAAGAGGGAGGCCAUGGAGAAGGAGAAGGAAGAGAUGGAGAGAGAAAAGCAGAAGCUGAUGGCACAGCUCUACGAUUAUGAAGAAACCACCAAGAGGGCAGAGAGAGAGCUUCAGGAGCAGCUCGAAAGGGCCAUGAGGCUGGAUGAGGAGAGGCGGAGGGUGGAGCAGGAGGCCGCCCGGCUGGAAGCUGAGAGGAUGGAGGCCAUAAUAGCCAAGGAGGAGCUGGCCCGGCAAGCUGAGGACCAAAUAAAGAGCCAGGAGCAGCUGGCUGCAGAACUGGCUGAAUACAGCGCCAGGCUGGUUUUGCUGGAAGAGGCCAAGAGAAUGAAAGAGGAAGAAGCCGAGACGUGGCACAGCAAAGCCAUCAAAGCAGAGGAGAGCCUAAUAAAGACGAAGGAGGAGCUUCACCAUGUGAUGGCCUCCCCUAGUUCGCCUCCUGCUGCUCCUGCUUCUUCCUCCUCCUCCUCCUCAGACAGUGAGAGCGACCACGAGCACAGUGAAGAAAACAGCACCUACAGCGCUGAGCUGCAGUCACAGGGCCUCAACCACCAGCAGGAGGAGGAAGAACGACUCACAGAGGCUGAGAAGAACAAGCGCCUGCAGAAAAAACUGAAGGACCUGAGCUCAGAGCUGGCAGAGUCCAGAGAUGACAGCAAGAAGACCCUCUUGGAUUUGCUCCACGCUGACAACGUCCGAGCCGGCCGCGACAAGUACAAGACGCUGCGUCAGAUCCGUCAGGGCAACACUAAGCAGAGAAUUGAUGAGUUUGAGGCCUUGUAGAAACCUCCGAGACGCAGCAAUCCAUUCAAAGUACU
This is a messenger RNA of Thalassophryne amazonica, 1923 nucleotides long. It is a transcript of the gene ezra, whose product is annotated as ezrin a. The transcript is spliced from 13 exons. Bases 125 to 1888 code for a protein of 587 amino acids. The record is from RefSeq and is a predicted model, not a curated record. Gene Ontology annotation, biological process: regulation of cell shape; positive regulation of protein localization to early endosome; positive regulation of early endosome to late endosome transport. NCBI's taxonomy places the organism in Eukaryota, Metazoa, Chordata, Actinopteri, Batrachoidiformes, Batrachoididae. Gene Ontology annotation, cellular component: adherens junction; filopodium; cytoskeleton. Gene Ontology annotation, molecular function: actin binding; cell adhesion molecule binding.